Messenger RNA from Verticillium alfalfae VaMs.102, 1551 nucleotides. RefSeq names its product diacylglycerol O-acyltransferase 2B. The coding region runs from base 1 to 1551 and encodes 516 amino acids. The transcript has 2 exons. Gene Ontology annotation, molecular function: diacylglycerol O-acyltransferase activity. Gene Ontology annotation, biological process: triglyceride biosynthetic process. NCBI's taxonomy places the organism in Eukaryota, Fungi, Ascomycota, Sordariomycetes, Glomerellales, Plectosphaerellaceae. Gene Ontology annotation, cellular component: endoplasmic reticulum membrane. The record is from RefSeq and is a predicted model, not a curated record.
AUGUCUCGAAAGAAGUCCGUCCGACGUGCGGCUCCGACGAAAGACACAAAGACGAGCCCCAGCACCAAAGAUUCGCAGCAGGAGGACAUCUCCGUGGCUAACCAACAUGCAGAAGCGCUCGAGUCGCAGGCCGAAUCGAAGCCCGCAACGAGGUCCGAAAAGAAGGCAGGAACGCAGCUCGAGAGCAUAGUGCGCCCCGUCGCUGAAAGACAAGAAUCGAGCCAUGAGUACUCGGGCACAGGGUUGGACGAGACGCCAAAGAGCCCGACGCGCGGCCACUACAGAACACCCUCCCUCAACGCGGCGAAGCGCAGGGGGUCCAGGCAGGAGGAUGGAGGCGCGAUCAACUACGCCCGCGCCUCUGGGUCAGUUCGCAGCGACAACAGCGACGAGACGGUCCACACGCUGGUCAACGGCGCGGAUCGCCACCAGGACGCCAAGGAGGGCGACGAAGACACGGGCUAUCCGCCUCUGAUACUGGCGGCACAGGACCGAGGCCGGUACGAGAGGCACGCCUGGAAGGCCGGCGGCAUCCGGUUCGUGCCGCUGCGCGUGCCUGUCGUGCGGCGGCUGCAGAUGGCCGCCGUGCUGAUGCACACCGUGUCGAUUCUGGCCCUCGUCUCCUUCUUCUUCUUCCUCGCCGCGAUCCCCCUCAACUGGCCUCUGCUCGUGCCCUACCUCAUCCACCUCUCGCUGUCGACGGCGCCGUCUGACGGCCGGCUGCGCUUCCGGUCCGAGUUUCUGCGAUCCCUGCCCGUGUGGAGGCUCUUCGCGGGUUACUACCCGGCCGAGCUGCACAAGACGUACGAGCUGCCGCCGACGAGAAAGUACAUUUUCGGGUACCACCCGCACGGCAUCAUCUCGCACGGCGCGUGGGCCGCCUUCGCGACCAACGCGCUCGGGUUCCGGGACAAGUUCCCGGGCAUCACCAACACGCUGCUGACGCUCGACUCGAACUUCCGCAUCCCCUUUUACCGCGACUGGAUCCUGGCCAUGGGCAUCCGCUCCGUGUCGAAGGAGUCCAUCUGGAACACGCUGACGCGCGGCGGGCCCAACAACGAGGGCAUGGGCCGCGGCGUCACCAUCGUCAUCGGCGGCGCGCGCGAGUCGCUCGAGGCCCAGCCGGGCAACCUCCGCCUCAUCAUCAAGGGCCGCAAGGGCUUCAUCAAGAUGGCGCUGCGGACGGGUGCCGACCUCGUGCCCGUGCUGGCCUUUGGCGAGAACGACCUCUACGACCAGCUCAGCCCGCGGACCCACCCCAUGGUGCACAGGAUCCAGAUGUUUCUGCUCAACGUGUUCAAGUUUACGCUGCCGGCGCUGCACGGACGCGGCAUCCUCAACUACGACGUGGGCGUCAUGCCGUACCGCCGGCCGCUCAACAUCGUCGUCGGCAAGCCGAUCCGGGUCGCGGCCGCCACGACGCCGCAGCCGGACCAGGCGGAUAUCGACCGCCUGCAUGCGCUGUACGUGGCCGAGCUGCAGAAGCUGUGGGAGACGUACAAGGACCAGUUUGCGAAAGACCGCACGUCGGAGAUGACCUUCAUAGGCUAG